AGCAAUGCAGUGUGUAUCGAAGAUGCUGUCCUCCUGGGCGAGCCGAAACCCCAAAAGCGAGGAGGCAGAGACUGGGGUGCAUCGCCGCGUCAGGUCAGGCAGAUCACAGCCAUCGGCCCAGCGCUGGCGCCACCAUGAGGGGCGUGGGAAUGCAUUACUUAUAUACAAGCCCUAACCGGCGUUGCCCCACCCUCGGUUUUACCACAUCCACUCACAUUCUCAUCCACAACCAUGUCUAACAAGGAUUACUAUGGCGGCGGCCAACAGCAGCAACAAUAUUAUCCGCCUCAGGGACCUCCGCCUGGUCAGGGGGGAUACUACCCGCAGCAGCCCCAGCAGUCGUAUCAAGGCGGCUACCCCCAACAGGGUCCCCCACAAGGAUACGGUGGCCAAGGGUAUCAGCCUCAGCCUCCUCCUCAGACCGUCUAUGUGUGAGUCCCUUACGAUUUUGACCAUAAUUGCCUGCUCGGCUCUUGUUCGGCGUUCAUACUCGGUUGCUCACAAUUGUGUCCAGCCAACAGCCCCAGAAGAGCGGUGGCGGCGGAGGUGGAACUGGAUGCCUAGCCUGCUUGGCUGGAGCGUGUUUGUGUUGCUGCGCUGAAGAGGCCCUUUGCGACUGUCUCCUGUGAUGAAGCGUGCGGCAAACCGGCAUGACCGGACGAUGACCACGCUGCAGCGUUUAGCACGCUUAGGCGACUCGUGUUGAUGGACGUUCUUCUUUUCCCUGCGAUGCCACCCGUGAUGAUGACUCGAAAGUACCUUUAACCUCGCCUAGUGCACACGAAUCCGACUAUUUUUUAUACUUCCUAUCCUCGAUCUUUCCCUUUCAGUUAUGACCAUGAGUUGCGCGCUCGGAUAUCUCGAGUCGGUACAUAUGUUGGAGUUGGGCCAGCGGCACACAGCAUGUGUUUAUUACUAGGAACGCUAUGUAUCUCAUAUUACACUUGCGCAAACAGACUUUUU
Coniophora puteana RWD-64-598 SS2 is the source of this 963-nucleotide messenger RNA. RefSeq lists its product as uncharacterized. Bases 251 to 601 code for a protein of 116 amino acids. NCBI's taxonomy places the organism in Eukaryota, Fungi, Basidiomycota, Agaricomycetes, Boletales, Coniophoraceae. The transcript is spliced from 3 exons. The record is from RefSeq and is a predicted model, not a curated record.